CCCACGUCAGAGUCGUAGGUGGGUGUCUCUGGUAUAAAGGCAACGCUCAUAGCUCUGCCCUCAGUACACAACUGAGCGCUGUAGAUCACCAACGAAACUUUAAGUCGUAAACAGUUUUUCAAGAAUAAAUCAAGUGAAAGGCAACAUGGCACCCAUCUGCAGUCGGACUUCACUUUCCAACAACUCUUCCACAUCAUCAAACAUGACCAGUUGUCACUGUAACUCUUCUACGAACAGUUUAUGGAAUACUUACCUGCCUAUCAGCCGAAGGGGACUUUUCUUCCAAGAUUCUCACUUCGGUCAUGCACAUGCUCUCUUCGAAGACGCCCUCCGGCAGGUACUUGGGAGCUGGGGCGAGACAGAGUUCCUCACUGACAAAUUGGAUGAUACCAGUUUCCGGUUAUCUAACAAUCUCAGUCGCUACAGACAGCUACGGGCACAAAACCUGAAGGAAGAGAACCUAGCCAUUACUGCCUCCUCCGACAACACUUGUCAUAAGAUCGUGGUGGAUGUUCAUGAUUUCAUGGACGGGGAAGUGAAGGUGAAGAUUGUUGGGGAGAAAGAAGUAUUGGUGGAGGGUCACGUAGAGAAAACAAAGAACGGAAGCUCCGCGUCCUCCCACAGUUUCAGACGCCAGUUCAUCUUGCCACACAUGACCAACAUGGAGGCCGUCACUGCCGUGUUGUCCUCUGAUGGUAUACUAACAAUUACUGCUCCUAAAAUAGUAAAUGAUAUAAAAAAAGAAUGCACAACUAUUCCCAUUCAAGUUGAAGGAAAAGUAAAUGAUCAAGUUGUUGACAGCUCUACCACCUCGUCUUCUCAGGCUGCUUCAAACACCUCGACUUCCUCUACCGACGGUCAGUUUGUUGUGAACCAAAAUGAAGAAUGUGACUGCAAAGGUUGCUGUCAAAAGUACGAAGAGGAAAAGAGCAUCACACGUCUAAAGGAAGCACAAAAGGUUCCUAUUAAGAUCAAUUCAACGCUGGUUAAAAGCGAAUGCAAUUCUCAUUCCAGUGAAGUUCAAAGUUCAAGUGAACAUUCCAGUAAUUUAGGUGAAAUAUCUAAACAAGAGUCUCAGUGCAAAACCAAUAACGAAAUGAAGAACAAUUCUGACACGGAAGUUCACACCGAGAAAUCUUCAUCAACAGCCACAGAAAUCCGUAAUGUUCCCUUGUCCAAGUCCAGUUUUCUACCAAUCACUAGACGGGGACAGUUCUUCAAUGACUCGUUCUUUGAGAAUAGUAGAAAUGAUUUCCAAAAUGCUGUUAACGAGAUACUGAGGAAGUGGGGCGAGACAGAUGUCCUCACUGACAGAUGGGAUGACACCAACUUCCUUAUAUCCAACAAUCUCAGUCGCUACAGACUGCUAAGAGCGAAAAAUCUAAAGGAGGAGAACCAAGCCUUCACUGUUACCACAGACAGUACAUGUCAUAAGAUAGUGAUGGACGUUAAUGAAUUCAUGGACGGGGAGGUCAAGGUGAAGGUUGUCGGAGAAACAGAAGUGGUAGUGGAGGGACGCAUGAAGACAAACAAUGGUGAAUUCUCUCUGUCUUGCCAGAGUUUCAGGCGUCGCUUUUCUGUGCCUGACCUGACUGACACGAAGGCCAUUACGUCUGUCAUGUCAUCUGAUGGCAUUCUCACCAUCACCAUUCCGAUUGCUGUAAGCCAAAUAAAGGACACCACUACCACCAUUCCUAUCACAAUACAGGGAGAUUUAAAUACUCCUACCGAUGCAAAGAUUACUAAAACCACUGUCUCUGAAGGUGCCUCGGGUAAUUCUGCCUCAUCCAGCAUCUCACAAAAGUUUGACACGAAAGAAGAUAAAUGUGAGGCUCAGGAAUGUCAAAAGAAAAAGUGUCACCAAAUCACAAACGAUUCCACAGGAACCGCUAGAGCACAAAAUGACGGGAAUGUGAAGUUGUCAAGUGUUUCUGCACAAUCGAAUUGUACAUCUCACUCUCAGCACUCUGACGAGAAACAGUCUACUUCUCAGUCAAGUGCAAUGCACAUCCCCAUGGUGACAGCUCUUCCCAUCACAACAAGGGGUCUCUUCUUCAAUGAUUCAUUCUUCCAAGAUGCAUGGAAAGAUUUUCAAGAAGCUGUCAAGGAGGUGGUGUCAAAGUGGGGUAAAGGGUGUUCUGCCAACGACGACAUGACCAGCUACAGGAGCCUACGAUCUCGUGACAUGAGGGACGAGAAUCAGGCUGUGAAGUCUUCCCAGGACGAGUUCAAUUAUAAGUUUCUUGUGGAUGUCCAGGACUUUACAACUGGUGGGGACAUCUCCGUUAAGGCAGUGAACGACAGAGAGUUGAUGGUGGAGGGUCGAGUUGAGAAAGAAGAAGCUGGUUCCAAGUACACAAAGAAGUUUCUUCGUCGUUUUGUUGUGCCAAGGGAUAUUCAUUUAGAAUCAGUGUCAUCAGUCAUGUCUGCAGAUGGUGUCCUAACUAUCACGGCGCCUAAGAAGCCUAAAUCACUUCAUAUCAAGGAAGUUAUUGUGCCUAUGAGCGUAGAGGAAGGAAACCAAGAAACAGAAAGUCUUAACCAGUCAUCAAGUGAUUCAUUGAAGACAAGAGUUGAAACACAGACUCGAGAACCGACCCCGGCAGUCAGCAUCAAGGCCCAUGAUUCCUCUGAUUCAUCAACUGUAAAUUUCUUCUCGGGCUCAUCAGCUGACACUAAGGCUUCUUUACAUGAGGAAUCUUCAACUCAACACAACUCUUCUCUUGCCUCAGCCACGGUCGGUCGUGGGCGAGAGCACGUCAUUCCAGUUCAUGUAGUUGAGGAAAACGAAUCUCAGACUGAAACAUCUGAUAAGAAUAGCAUGAAAACUAAGGAAGAAAAAUCUUUCUCCAUUCAGGAGAAGCAAAAGGUUUCGGCAGUAAACAAAAUUCUUACUGAAGAAAAUGUGAAUGAGAAGAAUGUCAGUAAGGCCGAUGUAAAACCUGAAGUCGCUCCCGACCUCCAAGGAACUGAGACUGAUCAUCAAGUCAGCAGGUUGGAAACUCGUUCCAAUGCCAAUAAAAAUAUGAAUAUUAACAUAGACAAGAAUAUGUCAAACGUGAAUCAAUACAACCGUCGUCAAGGUCUGAAAUCAAGUUCUCUCUUUGAAAACAGAGCUUUGCCCAUAAGUUUGAAAGGAGCCUUCUUCAAUGAUUCCUUCUUCAAAGAUGCCAGGGAAAAUUAUGUGGCUGCUGUCAAGGAUGUGCUGAAGAGGACAAAAAGAGGAUCCUUCCAAUGCGACGACAUCACUACCUACCGGAAUCUGCGACAGCUCGAUCUAAGAGAGGAGAAUCAAGCCGUCCGUGUAGAGGAAGAUCAACAGUCCUUAAAGAUUGUCGUCGACGUGUAUGACUUUAUUGGAGGUGAUGUGAAGGUUGAAGUUGUUGGAGGUAAAGAAGUUGUGGUUGAAGGACGAGCCAAUAAAGAAGAAGGAACAUCAGUGGCCGCACAGACCUUCCUACUACGCUUCUCUCUUCCUCCCAGUGUCGACCUGGAGGCUAUUACCUCCGUCAUGUCCUCAGAUGGCGUCCUCACCAUCAUCUCCCCGAAGUUGCAACAUUCAAGUGAAACUGGCGCUAGAAGCAAGCAGAUGUUUAUGGAAAGUAAAUCAAGGAAGGAUGCUCACAGCGACGGAGGCCAAGCAUGGGAGGAAAAAAAUGUGCGAAAGUCCGCUCAAGAAUCUGAGGGAUGCAGUUCACGCACCAUCAGCAGCACACACCGCUCCCACCAGCAAUAUUCCUCCAAUAAACCAUUUUUCGUAAACAGUUUUUCAAGAAUAAAUCAAGUGAAAGGCAACAUGGCACCCAUCUGCAGUCGGACUUCACUUUCCAACAACUCUUCCACAUCAUCAAACAUGACCAGUUGUCACUGUAACUCUUCUACGAACAGUUUAUGGAAUACUUACCUGCCUAUCAGCCGAAGGGGACUUUUCUUCCAAGAUUCUCACUUCGGUCAUGCACAUGCUCUCUUCGAAGACGCCCUCCGGCAGGUACUUGGGAGCUGGGGCGAGACAGAGUUCCUCACUGACAAAUUGGAUGAUACCAGUUUCCGGUUAUCUAACAAUCUCAGUCGCUACAGACAGCUACGGGCACAAAACCUGAAGGAAGAGAACCUAGCCAUUACUGCCUCCUCCGACAACACUUGUCAUAAGAUCGUGGUGGAUGUUCAUGAUUUCAUGGACGGGGAAGUGAAGGUGAAGAUUGUUGGGGAGAAAGAAGUAUUGGUGGAGGGUCACGUAGAGAAAACAAAGAACGGAAGCUCCGCGUCCUCCCACAGUUUCAGACGCCAGUUCAUCUUGCCACACAUGACCAACAUGGAGGCCGUCACUGCCGUGUUGUCCUCUGAUGGUAUACUAACAAUUACUGCUCCUAAAAUAGAAAAUGAUACACAAAAAGAAUGCGCAACUAUUCCAAUUCAAGUUGAAGGAAAAGUAAAUGGUCAGGUUGUUGACAGCUCUACCACCUCGUCUUCUCAGGCUGCUUCAAACACCUCGACUUCCUCUACCGACGGUCAGUUUGUUGUGAACCAAAAUGAAGAAUGUGACUGCAAAGGUUGCUGUCAAAAGUACGAAGAGGAAAAGAGCAUCACACGUCUAAAGGAAGCACAAAAAGUUCCUAUUAAGAUCAAUUCAACGCUGGUUAAAAGCGAAUGCAAUUCUCAUUCCAGUGACGUUCAAAGUUCAAGUGAACAUUCCAGUAAUUUAGGAGAAAUAUCUAAACAAGAGUCUCAGUGCAAAACCAAUAACGAAAUGAAGAACACUUCUGACACGGAAGUUCACACCGAGAAAUCUUCAUCAACAGCCACAGAAAUCCGUAAUGUUCCCUUGUCUAAGUCCAGUUUUCUACCAAUCACUAGACGGGGACAGUUCUUCAAUGACUCGUUCUUUGAGAAUAGUAGAAAUGACUUCCAAAACGCUGUUAACGAGAUACUGAGGAAGUGGGGCGAGACAGAUGUCCUCACUGACAGAUGGGAUGACACCAACUUCCUUAUAUCCAACAAUCUCAGUCGCUACAGACUGCUAAGAGCGAAAAAUCUAAAGGAGGAGAACCAAGCCUUCACUGUUUCCACAGACAGUACUUGUCAUAAGAUAGUGAUGGACGUUCAUGAAUUCAUGGACGGGGAGGUCAAGGUGAAGGUUGUCGGAGAAACAGAAGUGGUAGUGGAGGGACGCAUGAAGACAAACAAUGGUGAAUUCUCUCUGUCUUGCCAGAGUUUCAGGCGUCGCUUUUCUGUGCCUGACCUGACUGACACGAAGGCCAUUACGUCUGUCAUGUCAUCUGAUGGCAUUCUCACCAUCACCAUUCCGAUUGCUGUAAGCCAAAUAAAGGACACCACUACCACCAUUCCUAUCACAAUACAGGGAGAUUUAAAUACUCCUACCGAUGCAAAGAUUACUAAAACCACUGUCUCUGAAGGUGCCUCGGGUAAUUCUGCCUCAUCCAGCAUCUCACAAAAGUUUGACACGAAAGAAGAUAAAUGUGAGGCUCAGGAAUGUCAAAAGAAAAAGUGUCACCAAAUCACAAACGAUUCCACAGGAACCGCUAGAGCACAAAAUGACGGGAAUGUGAAGUUGCCAAGUGUUUCUGCCCAAUCGAAUUGUACAUCUCACUCUCAGCACUCUGACGAGAAACAGUCUACUUCUCAGUCAAGUGCAAUGCACAUCCCCAUGGCGACAGCUCUUCCCAUCACAACAAGGGGUCUCUUCUUCAAUGAUUCAUUCUUCCAAGAUGCAUGGAAAGAUUUUCAAGAAGCUGUCAAGGAGGUGGUGUCAAAGUGGGGUAAAGGGUGUUCUGCCAACGACGACAUGACCAGCUACAGGAGCCUACGAUCUCGUGACAUGAGGGACGAGAAUCAGGCUGUGAAGUCUUCUCAGGACGAGUUCAAUUAUAAGUUUCUUGUGGAUGUCCAGGACUUUACAACUGGUGGGGACAUCUCCGUUAAGGCAGUGAACGACAGAGAGUUGAUGGUGGAGGGUCGAGUUGAGAAAGAAGAAGCUGGUUCCAAGUACACAAAGAAGUUUCUUCGUCGUUUUGUUGUGCCAAGGGAUAUUCAUUUAGAAUCAGUAUCAUCAGUCAUGUCUGCAGAUGGUGUCCUAACUAUCACGGCGCCUAAGAAGCCUAAAUCACUUCAUAUCAAGGAAGUGAUUGUGCCUAUUAGCGUAGAGGAAGGAAACCAAGAAACCGAAAGUUAUAACCAGUCAUCAAGUGAUACAUUGAAGACAAGAGUUGAAACACAAACUCGAGAACCGACCCCGGCAGUCAGCAUCAAGGCCCAUGAUUCCUCUGAUUCAUCAACUGUAAAUUUAUCCUCGGGCUCAUCAGCUGACACUGAGGCUUCUUUACAUGAGGAAUUUUCAACUCAACACAACUCUUCUCUUGCCUCAGCCACGGUCGGUCCUAGACGGGAGCACGUCAUUCCAGUUCAUGUUGUUGAGGAAGACGAAUCUCAGACUGAAACAUCUGAUAAGAAGGAAGGAAAAUCUUUCUACAUUCAGGAGAAGCAAAAUGUCUCGGCAGUAAACAAAAUUCUUACUGAACAAGAUGUCACUGAGAAGAAUGUCAGUAAAGCCGAUGUAAAACCUGAAGUCGCUCCCGACCUCCAAGGAACUGAGACUGAUCAUCAAGUCAGCAGGUUGGAAACUCGUUCCAAUGCCAAUAAAAAUAUGAAUAUUAACAUAGACAAGAAUAUGUCAAACGUGAAUCAAUACAACCGUCGUCAAGGUCUGAAAUCAAGUUCUCUCUUUGAAAACAGAGCUUUGCCCAUAAGUUUGAAAGGAGCCUUCUUCAAUGAUUCCUUCUUCAAAGAUGCCAGGGAAAAUUAUGUGGCUGCUGUCAAGGAUGUACUGAAGAGGACAAAAAGAGGAUCCUUCCAAUGCGACGACAUCACUACCUACCGGAAUCUGCGACAGCUCGAUCUAAGAGAGGAGAAUCAAGCCGUCCGUGUAGAGGAAGAUCAACAGUCCUUAAAGAUUGUCGUCGACGUGUAUGACUUUAUUGGAGGUGAUGUGAAGGUUGAAGUUGUUGGAGGUAAAGAAGUUGUGGUUGAAGGACGAGCCAAUAAAGAAGAAGGAACAUCAGUGGCCACACAGACCUUCCUACUACGCUUCUCUCUUCCUCCCAGUGUCGACCUGGAGGCUAUUACCUCCGUCAUGUCCUCAGAUGGCGUCCUCACCAUCAUCUCCCCGAAGUUGCAACAUUCAAGUGAAACUGGCGCUAGAAGCAAGCAGAUGUUUAUGGAAAGUAAAUCAAGGAAGGAUGCUCACAGCGACGGAGGCCAAGCAUGGGAGGAAAAAAAUGUGCGAAAGUCCGCUCAAGAAUCUGAGGGAUGCAGUUCACGCACCAUCAGCAGCACACACCGCUCCCACCAGCAAUAUUCCUCCAAUAAACAAUUUUAAU
This is a messenger RNA of Homarus americanus (American lobster), 7394 nucleotides long. Its product is annotated as serine-rich adhesin for platelets-like. Bases 146 to 7393 code for a protein of 2415 amino acids. The transcript is spliced from 18 exons. Lineage: Eukaryota; Metazoa; Arthropoda; Malacostraca; Decapoda; Nephropidae. The record is from RefSeq and is a predicted model, not a curated record.